GGUUCUUCGAGUGCUGACAGAGACCGACAACAAAAGCGAGCCAGUCUACCAAUGAUAUUUAGCGUUAGAGACGUGCCUAGCAAACUUGACUCCGGAAUCCGGGGCCUGUAGGUAGAGUCAACGUGAUAUCCAAUCCUUCCAGGGUAUCAUUGCGGCUGUGGCUACCAGGCUGCGCCGAUGGGGAUCAUCGCAUUUGCGUGGAGAGUGCGUCACGGCGCCUCGGCCUGCACAACUGAGGAUUACGAUUGUCACCGUACACUGUGGAUAAUUCCCUGACCGUUGGCAUCCUCUAUCUUGUGGACUCUAGUUGCUGUCUAUAUGUAUCGUACAUCCUGCUGAUGCUCAGAGCAAGAAAGGAGUCGGAGGAAUAAGGUAUCGUCACCACAGUACGCAUCCUUUUGCCCGUCAUACCUUUCAACGAACUUCUGAAUGCCCAAGCCAAAACAUCCCACCAUGUCGAGCCCUAAUGUCCACGACAAGAAGACUAUGCGCGCCGUCGUCUACGAGGGCAAGCCCUUCGAAAUCAAGGUCCGCGACGAUUGGCCCAAGCCCACCAUCCAGAUGCCAGAGGAUGCCAUUGUCCGCAUUACCACCGCUGCCCUGUGCGGCUCUGAAGCACACAUAUACCGCGGCUUCUUCGGCAGCCAUAACCCGCCCUGGGUCAUGGGCCACGAGGCCGUGGGCAUCGUGGUCGAGGUCGGCAGCGCCACGGAGCAGUUCAAGGUCGGCGACAGGGUUCUCAUUCCCUUCGGCACUGACGCUGGCCACUACGUGGUCGACUCGACCUUGACGCCCGACAUACCCAUGUACGGUGCCGGGGGGGAUUUCCGACCAGACAACGGUGGUUGUCAGGCCGAAUAUGUCCGCGUCUCUUACGCCGACGACUCCCUCGUCGCCAUCCCAGACACCGUCUCCUCGGACAUCGACUGGCUGUUCCUAAGCGACAUCUUCCCUACCGCCUGGGCCGGCCUUGACUUUUCCGGGUUCGAGCCCGGCGACGCUGUCGCCGUCUUCGGCUGCGGGCCGGUCGGGCUCAUGUGCGUCUACGCGGCUGCGCUGCGCGGCGCCUCGCAGGUCUUCGCCGUCGAUUCGGUCCGCGCGCGGCUCGACAAGGCCGCUUCGCUGGGCGCCAUCCCCAUCGACUUUACCUCAGAAGACGGUCCCGCGAGCGCACAGAUCCUGCGGCGGCGGCCCGAGGGCGUCAAGCGCGCAGUCGACUGCGUCGGCUUCGAGGCCGUCAACCACCGCCUCAAGCCCCAGCAAAACUACGUCAUCAACGAGUGCAUCCGCGUCGCCUCGGUGGGCGGCGGUAUCGGCCAGGUAGGCGUGUACAUGGCCUCGCCGACGAGCAAGGGCGUGCCGCGCGGCGGCGAGGUCGAUCCCGUCUACGAGAUCAACCUGUCUGAAGCGUGGCCCAAGAGCCUCAGCAUCAAGAUGGGGGUGUGUCCCAUCUACGAGCUGCUGCCGCGGCUCUUUGAGCUGGUCAAGACGGGCCGGGCGCGGCUUGGCUGGCUUGUCUCUGCGACCAUGGGGAUUGAGGACGCGCCCAAGGCUUAUGAGCGGUUUGAGAAGAAGCUCGAGAUCAAGGUCGUGUUUCGGUUCCCGUGGGCGCACGGAGUCGACGGGGAUGUGGCGGCGGCGGUUAAAGCGGAUGAGGAGCACGCCGUAACUGAUGGGAAGAACGGACAUCGGGGUGAGAUUCCUAUCCCGAAGAAGAAACUUCCGAUACACUCGCACCCUAGGAACAGACGGCCAUUUGUGGGCUAGAGGAGUAGAAGGACUCCGGUAACUACGGCGAGUUCCAUCAUAUUUAUAUAGAGGCUUUCUUUGCAUUCUGGUUGUGAUCUAGAAGGUCCAUGCAAUAUCGGCGAACCACUGGUUUGGACGUUGAUUUCAGGUUUCGCGUUUGAUGAUGACCGUGACU
Molecule: messenger RNA, 1924 nt
Organism: Parathielavia appendiculata
Lineage: Eukaryota; Fungi; Ascomycota; Sordariomycetes; Sordariales; Chaetomiaceae
Product: GroES-like protein
Exons: 3
Coding region: 454-1767 (437 amino acids)
Source: RefSeq, a predicted model, not a curated record